UUGUUUGAGCUAGGGCCUGAUGGUGGAGACCAUGAGACAGAUGGGGACCUCCUGGCUGAGACUGACGUCCUGGCCUAUGACUGCGCUGCCAGGGAGAAGUACGCCAUGAUGUUUGAUGAGCCGGUGCUGCUGCAGCUUGGCUGGUGGUAUGUGGCCUGGGCCCGUGUGUCUGGGCCCAGCUCAGACUGUGGCUCCCACGGACAGGCCACCAUCACCACAGAUGACAGGUACCUACUGGAGCCCAUAGAAAUACAAUUACUUGAACAGAUAUCCCCAUUCCUCAUUGUACAUUGUGAAUUAUGUGAACCUACUCCCUUUUGCAGUGUGGUCUUUCAGUUCAAGAGCUCCAAGAAGUCAAACAACGGUACCGACGUGAAUGCAGGUCAAAUACCUCAGCUCUUGUACAGGCAAGUCAUUUUCCUACACUCCUUAUAUUGUCUGAAUAGUGACCCGUGAAAUGUAUGUUGAUGAACUUCAAGUAACCGGCUUUGUAAUGGGAAUGUAAUGUGGUUGUUUUACUACUGCAGGCUUCCGUCAAAUGAUGGCAACGCAGCCAAAGGGAAACAGCAGACCAGUGAGCCGGUUCACAUCCUCAAACGUUCCUUCGCCCGGACCGUCUCAGUGGUACGUACCGUACGCCUGUUUCUCCCCUAGCUAGACUUGUUCCAAGGCAGGCCGCAGAGACCCCAUAAUCAGAACAUGGGCUUGUAUGAUAGCAAUAUUGAAACCAAUUGUGUUCAUCAGGCAUCAAAUGGAGGAAAAUUGAUUUAAACAGAGGGGAACUACCUGGACUGGUCCAAUAAGAAACACUCAUUUUAGUUUUCUGUUGCAAAAUGUUUGGAAACUUUUUCCUUUGCAUGCCCUAAUGAACAUCACCCUGGAGUGUAAUACAGUAGUUGUUAGGAUGUAAGCUCAUAAAGGUUUCAUUAAUAGGUGGUAAACCUGUAGUAAACAUGUAAUAAACAUGUCAUCCCCCCCUCCUAUCCCUGUAGGAGUGUUUCGAGUCCCUGCUGAGUAUCCUCAACUGGAGCUGGACCACCCUAGUGCUGGGGGUGGAGGAACUGAGAGGCCUGAAAGGCUUCCAGUACACGGCCACCCUGCUGGACCUGGAGCGUCUGCGCUUUGUUGGAACCUGCUGCCUUCGCCUGCUCCGUGUCUAUAUCUGUGAGAUCUUCCCCAUCUCUGGUAGGCUCUCUGGUAGGGUUACAAAGAUGCUCUAAGACACACAAACACAACCAUGCAGGUACUCAUAGUAGUACUCACACACACACAGGUAACACACACACAGGUAACACACACACACAGGUAACACACAUAUGGAAAUGAUAGAAAAGACAAAAUCAAGAAUCCAAGUUGAUAGCAAUGAGUUUGCUACAUUGAGAGACCUAACAUAUUAUAAGCAUUAUAAUAAAGGCUCAUAGUUAUAGCAAUUAAUGAAACCAUUAUACCCGUCAGCUGUAAGUAAAGUUUCUGAAUCGUCAACUGAAUGUAACAGCAUCAUAUUGUCCCUGGUUUAACCCUCAGGCCUCUGUCCUAUUCCCCCCUCUUCCUCCUUUUCAGCCAGCACCAAGGCGGUGGUGGAGGAGUCCAGCAAGCUGGCGGAGUGCGUGGGCAAGACCCGUAGCUUGCUCAAGAAGAUCCUGUCAGAGGGCAUGGACAACUGCCUGACCAAGCUGGACAACGACCCCCAGGGCUACCUGUCCCAGCCCCUCACCCUGCUGGAGGCCGUGCUGCAGGAGUGCCACAACACCUUUACCGCCUGCUUCCACUCCUUCUACCCCACGCCUGCACUGCAGUGGGCCUGCCUCUGCGACUUACUCAACUGCCUCGACCAGGUAGGUCUAAGAGAGAGAUUGUGGGUUAACGAGUAAGGUUGUUUGUUCAGUUCCUACACGGACCGCAUAGACUUACAGAUUUGGUCAAAUAUAUUGUCACCCUUGCACUUUACAAUUGACUGCAAUACAGCGGAAUGUUUUGUUUUUUUUUCUAUAAAAAAAAUGGUAGCAUGGCUAUUUUUUACCCUGUAGGCACCUGCAACUUUCCACAGGUGAAGUGAAUUACACUGUAAAUGAGAAUAAUUGCCUCCUUUUGUUGGGGUACAAUAUUCCAAUUCUUAUCAUUUCAUAUUCAUUUAAUAUAUUUCCCAUUCAUUAUUUUUCAAAUAUACUGUAUAUUUGUACUGUACCUGUGAGCGCAAACUUGAACAUUGUGAAAAUUCUUUGCAACUUCCAGUGCGCAUUUACUGUGAACACUGAGGCUGUACGUGCUUCUAAGUUACAGUUGUAACAGUGACCAUGUAGGCUACUGUGGCAAUUUGAUCAUAAUGUAGGACUACUAGAGGGGCCUACCAUCAAAAACAAUGGAGAAAAUGCAUCCCAUAACAUUUUAACUUGGAAAUAGCUGUUCUAUCAUUUGUGUGGUGUUCAGUGUAGGCCCACAUUCCAUGGGACUUUGGUGAGAAAAAAACAAAACAUGCAGGGCUUGACAUUAUCCUGUUUAUCCACUUGUCCUUCAGACAAGGAGGUGACUGAAAAUGUGUUUGAUGCAAGAAACCACUUUACAAAAGAAAAUGCAUUAUUAUUCCCAUACCAUUAUUACAGAGAAUCAGACAAAUUAUGUUACCCUCUGCCUAUUGGCUACUUAGCUUAUUCAAGCCUGUCUCAAAAUACAACACUGCCCCUUUAAGACAAAAAAAGCUCUUUACGUUUUGUGCUCUUGGAGGAAGCAGUCACUCCCGUAUUGCUGACUACAAAUUAUCUAUAACUGAGCUAAUAACUCACUAACUAGCAAAGGAUAUGAACAAAAUGUGCACACGUGGCUAAAUGCAGCUCUCGCUUUGAUCUCAAAACAAGCGCAUCUACUCAUGACCGCUCAUGCUGUAAACACAGUCCAGUUCAAAGUAAAUGGCACAGAUCCAUAUAUGGCAAUUAUUUAUUUGCAUAUAUGCCUACUGCAGCUCUGAUUGUUUAUGCAGAACCGGUCUGUGAAGAGUGCGGGCUGAGUAGUGCGUGUCAAUGCAAUAGAAUCCUACUCCAAUGUGUUCUGCCUACAACAAAAUCUUUUGCGUAGUUCGUUUUGUGUCGCUAUGUUGCAUUGAAAGUGGCUAAUAUGUCAUCAUAAUUGCCACAGUAAAGGGAAACAUUGAUAGCGAUAACAGGGAAAACUCUAGAACAGUGGUCACCAACUUUUUCUGAGUCAAAAUGCAAGCCGAGAUCUACUGCUCAGAUUUUUUUAUUAACAUGACUUAAAAAACAGAAGCCUAUAGUGCAUUCAGAACAUAUUCAGAGCCCUUGACUUUUUCCAAAUGUUGUUACAUUACAGCCUUAUUCUAAAAUUGAUUAAAUUGUUUUUUUCACCCUAAUCAAUCUGCACACAAUACCCCAUAAUGACAAAGCAAAAACCGGUUAAAAUGUAUAAUUAAUAAAAAACAGAUAUUAUAUUUACAUAAGUAUUCAGACCCUUUACUCAGUACUUUUGUUGAAGCACCUUUGGCAGCGAUUACAGCCUUGCGUCUUCUUGGGUGUGACGCUACAAGCUUGGCACACCUGUAUUUGGGGAGUUUCUCCCAUACUUCUCUGCAGAUCCUCUCAAGCUCUGUCAGUUUGGAUGGGGAGCGUCGCUGCACAGCUAUUUUCAGGUCUCUCCAGAGAUGUUUGAUCGGGUUCAAGUCCGGGCUCUGGCUGGGCCACUCAAGGACAUUCAGAGGCUUGUCCCAAAGCCAGUCCUGCGUUCUCUUGGCUGUGCGCUUAGGGUCGUAUUCCUGUUGAAGGUGAACCUUCGCCCCAGUCUGAGGUCCUGAGUGCUCUGGAGCAGGUUUUCAUCUUUCUCUCAAUCCUGACUAGUCUCCCAGUCCCUGCUGUUGUAAAACAUCCCCACAGCAUGAUGCUGCCACCACCAGGUUUCCUCCAGACGUGAUGCUUGGCAUUCAGGCCAAAGAGUUCAAUCUUGGUUUCAUCAGACCAGAGAAUUUUGUUUCUCAUGGUCUGAGAGUCCUUUAGGUGCCUUUUGGCAAACUCCAAGCGGGCUGUCAUGUGCCUUUUACUGAGGCGUGGCUUCCGUCUGGCCACUCUACCAUAAAGGCCUGAUUGUUGGACUGCUGCAGAGAUUGUAGUCCUUCUGGAAGGUUCUCCCAUCUCCACAGAGGAACUCUGGAGCUCUGUCAGAGUGACCAUCGGGUUCUUGGUCACCUCCCUGACCAAAGCCCUUCUCCCCCGAUUGCUCAGUUUGGCCGGGCGGCCAGCUCUAGUAAGAGUCUUGGUGGUUCCAAACUUCUUCCAUUUUAAGAAUGAUGGAGUCUACUGUGUUCUUGGGGACCUUCAAUGCUGCAGAAAUGUAUUGGUACCCUUCCCCAUAUCUGUGUUUAGACACAAUCCUGUCUCGAAGCUCUACGGCCAAUUCCUUCGACCUCAUGGCUUGGUUUUUGCUCUGACAUGCACUGUCAACUUAUAUAGACAGGUGUGUGCCUUUCCAAAUCAUAUCCAAUCAAUUGAAUUUACCACAGGUGUACUCCACUCAAGUUGUAGAAACAUCUCAAGGAUGAUCAAUGGAAACAGGAUGCACCUGAGCUCAAUGUCGAGUCUCAUAGCAAAGGGUCUGAAUACUUAUGUAAAUAAGCUAUUUCUGUUUUUUUAUGUGUACUACAUUUGCUAAAAUUGAUCAACUGUUUUUCGCUUCGUCAUUAUGGGGUAUUGUGUGUAGAUUGACGAGGAACAACAUUUAUUUAAUCUAUUUUAGAAUAAGGCUGUAAAGUAACAAAAUGUGGAAAAAGUGAAGGAGUCUGAAUAUUUCCGAAGCCACUGUGUGCAACAUUAACCAAUUAAAAACAGUACUGUAGAAAUGAGGUUUGUGCAGUAAGGUAUAGGCCCCAAUACAUUAUCACUGCAUAUUGGCUUUGCUUGAAUUGCCCUGCCAAUGCACUGUUGUUUGGGGCAUUUGAAGUAGGCUAUAUGAUCACACCGGUAAUGGAUCCGUUGUUGUAUUACUUGUGAAGCACAGCUGAGUGAGCAUACAUUUAAAUCAUUUUAUUUAUAUUUUUAUUUUACUGGGCUGAUGGUGCCUGCAUCCGAUGAUCAGUCUCAGAGGAGGGAGAGAGCAGCAGACUGAUGGUCCGUCUCUCAACAUCCCUCCACUUUCCCUUUCCUCCGCUGACACUGACCAAAAAGAGACACCGUCUUCCAGCUGAAUGCGAAACUCGAGUCGCACCGCAUUAUUUCUUCCUCAUGCAGAAAUUAAUGUUGUUACUCCUAUGAACAGAGAAAGUAAAAUAUUCCUCGAUAUUAAAAAAGACCCAAGCCAAUUAAAAUAACAACAACGCAAACCUAUAGGGUAAACAUCCCUAUUUAGCCCACCAAAUCCGCUUUUCAGACAUUUUUUAUAUAUACUGACCCAAUUUAAGUGAGAACAUUUUAGUUAAAAUGAAAGUCUAAUCUCUCAUUUGAAGUGUCAAUAAUUCAUUUAUAACAAUUUCUAAUGUUUUUAUCGUUUAAUUUGUCAAUGUACCCUUUAAGCACAUGGGUGUUCCAAAUAAGCCCUCUUCAGAUUUGUUGAUAAAUAAAUAUAUUUAAAAAAAUCUUAAUACAAACUUGUUCUAUUCAAAUCUGUAAUCUCUUAGCUCUCAAUAGCUAUUUUCCUUUUGUCUCCACUCCUAUCCUAUGGCCUGUAAAUGGCAUUUGAAAUAGGCGUGACCAGCCUUUUUGCUGUGUCGUCAACGCAGAAAAAGCUAAACUUACAACAUGUCUUCUUUAGAAUGUAGCCAAAAAACUAUUUACGAACAAAAUCAAAACUAUAGUGGAAAUUACACUUCAAUACUUCAUCUUUCAUUAUGUGUUGUCAUUUAGUCUGUAUCUCUAUCCUGUGGUGUGCUGUUGGCAUUUGAAAUUGGCCAACAUUUCUGGUACAGCCAACUGGUUGAAAGGUUUUUAUGAAGAUUUCUGAAGAAAAGCAGUUUGCAGGUUCAAAAUUAAUGAUCUAACGAUAGUAAAUGAGUCAAUUUCAGGAUUUACAUUUAAACAAUAGCUUUAAUUGAUUUUCAAAUGUUAAUCACAUUUAGGCUAGUAUUUUGAAAACAUUGUAAAAAUGCAUUUUAAAACCAUUCAGUUCAUUGUGAGGAGACAUCAGUCAUAACAUCUUGAAGCUCAUGUAUCAUUAGCAUACAACGUAAGCAAAAUAAACAAACAUUUCUGCAAUUUCUACUUUCUCCUAGGCUAAACAUAGGCCUAUGCUCUUUAAUGUGAUUGUAUUGUUUUAGUUAUCUUAGUAGUGUAACAUAACAGGUUAUAGGGUGGUCUAAGCUUUAUUUUGUUUGUUUGUUUCAAUGUUUUGCCCACGUUGUGGUUGUCUUUGCUUGCCAGUCUUUUGCUAACAAGUCAUUGAUGGCUUUCAUCUUGUUUUUGUACAGAUUUUCAAUGACCUCAUGUUUGCGCAAAUAGAACGGUAUAGGUCCCUCCAGCUCACACCAAGAUCCAUAGAGGUGUUUCCCCUUGUACAGCACAUAGGGUGGGAGGGUCUGUCCUGCUGCAUUCCCUGUUAUGCAGACAUAGAUCUGUUCCCUUCCAUUUCCGUCCGUGUUUUGGUACACGUUCUUGCUGCCUCUUCUUGACAGGACUUUGCCUGCUGCCGGAUCAGUGAUGAAGCCUGUCUCGUCUAUGUUAUAGAUAUUUUCAGGCUUAUCCAUGACAUCGGCUUUAACCAUCUCCUUUUCAAGGAGCGCAAACCAGCCUCUGAGAAUGGCUGGGUCGGAUGUGGCUUUUGCCCUUGCCUCUGGGAACUGUUCUGACUUCCUUAUGGUCAGUUCCGGAUGGUCCCGCAUGAAGCGUUCAAACCAUUUUCGUCCGGGUCUUUGGUCCUUGAAGGGGGUUUGAAGUUCCUUUGCUAUCACAAACUCUUGAACGAGAUGGAGAAGAUCCGUCUGGGUAAAGCCCCAACCCCACUGGCAAAGGACCUGAAGAGAUGGAGAAUGACAAAGCAUUAGUCCUGGACGCACGUGUGCGUGCGCGCGCAUGCACACACUCACUUAUUUAUGCGCGUGCACACACACACACACACACAUUGCAUACACACUUAUGCACCACACAAACACGUACACAGACACACACACAUACCGACAGGUCACACAUUGAGAACCACUGGAUUAGGCAAAAUCACAUUUUCAAUGACCUCAUAUUAGGCUAUCCACUGUUUCGUGUUAUCCUUUUCUUAGCCAAUCAGUCACUACAGUAUAACCCUACCUGAAGACACUCUGAAAUCUCUUGCUCUACAGCUGGACUCAGGUAGAUCACAUGUCCCUGUUGUGCGUCAAUGCUCAGCUGCUCCUUCCCUCUCUGCCUCAACGACUUCCUUUCUACUCCAUAAUGUUUUGCCAGAAAUUAGAGAUUUUGCAUUGUUCCCUCCCUGUACAGACUGCAUGCUUCUAUCAUGCGUGGGCAUGAACUGUCGUUUUUUUUUUGGUGUGUUUUAGACAUCUCAAUCUAAAACUCAUCUGAAAAGUAGGCCUAAAGAUAAAACAAUUAUUGUUAAUGUUAGGAUAGAAUAUAGGCCUAUCCAGAAUGAAUUGACCUAUGCAAUAUGACUGAUAUUUAAAUAUGGGUAUUAAUUAUCUGAAUUAUGGAGCUGAUUUAUCAGGUGAGGUCCAAAUUAGGAAGGAAAAUGGUUCAAAGGUCAAAAGGAAGAAAAUCCCCAUUGAAACACAGUCAAGUGGGCUUAAUGGGAGCAGGUGGGCUUAAAGGGAACGUCAGUGAAUUUAUGGUUAAAAGACAGAAUAUUUUAUUCUACGCACAUGACAAUAAAAAAACAACUAUAUAUGAAAUAAAUCUAUAAAUGGUGCACUAACAUAACAUGAAAAGUAUAAAUGUAUCAUGCAGAGAAGUAAUUAGCUAUGCUCAUUUACAUCCACCCCAGACAGUGUGAUAUUUUUGCUAGCGUCCCCUUUAAGCCCACUAGGUAAAAAUUUUAAUAAAAACAUUUAUAAAGAUAAACAUACACAUUUAUUGUCUAUUUAACAGUAUAAUAAUAUAAACUGCAUACAAAAAUGUAAACUAUACCUGCUUAGCAUGCUUUAUGUCAUUGCAAUGAACCAUAUUAUGCAGCUACUAUAUUGAUGCAGCAUGUGGUCUGUUUGCUAGCAUACUAAAAUUCAUAUUUUGAUUUCAAAAGUAACAAUUUAUAAUUCAAGUAAUAUUCUAACAUACGUCUUAUUCAAAACACUAAUCACUUCGAUUUUGAUAACAAAUGAGUACUUACCAAAAACAGGAGUAGAAAUAUGCAAAAAAUUUUAUCUUCUGAGGGUACCAAAAUCACACGUUUUUUUGCAACUACUUCUGGGAUCAGCAGGCACAUGUUACACAUGCUUUGAUAACUCAAUAUUGACAAAUCUGAUUGGCCUACAAUAAUAAGUGUAAUUUAUGUAACAAGCAGCUUCAUUGGAAGAAAAGUGAUGUAUUUUUUUUUUUUUUUUUCACUCAGAAGUUGGGGUUAAUAGGGACGUUUACCCUAGAGACACUUUCCUACUCAUUCAUUACUGCUGCAGUGCUUGUUGUAGCGCUCAGUGGAAGUAGGAAGAACGGCUUAUAAAAAGUGUUGAAUACAAAGUGUUGACAGUGCUGAGUAAGAACUUAAACAUGAACAUCUCUUUGCUGGAUUCAUUGACAGUCUCUCUCUAGUCAUGGUUUUAAAAGUUUUGAAGUCUCACAGUAUCAACUUUGCUGUAGCUUUCUGCUACGUUAUUGCAGACACGGUCAUCAGAGCCAUCCGAUUGGCCAGCGGUAGGCCCAUAGUACACUUGAUUUGCUCUCUGGGCCCGCAGGGAAGGCAGAGUUUGUACCUUCAGACACAUGAAAUGGACAAAGUUAGACGCACAAAUAUCAUACCCCCAAAAAAUGCUAACCUCCCCUGUUAUUGUAAUGGUGAUAUGAUAUUUGUCGGUCUGUAACUUUCUCACUCAUCAUUAUUCACGAUUCAUUCAGGAUUAUCCGUAAUCAUGGUAGCAUCCACAUUAAUAAGAAAGUGUUUUGAAACAUAUUCUUAUUUACAAUAAAGUUGACUCCAAAUGCAUCCACAUUAAUGUAGAAGUGUUUAGAAACAUAUUAUAUUCUUAUUUACAAUAAAAGUGACACAAUACAUUAUUUACAAUUCAUUUCUAUUGGGCACAAAAUAAUCUGAAACACAACCAAAACAAAGAGCAAAUGCAUCCAACAAAUCUGUAGCAUUUAAAAUCCAAAGUGCUGCAGUAAUGAGCCAAAACACCAUAAAAUGUGUCACUGUCCCAAUACCUUUGGAGCUCACUGUAUUGUUAUAAUAAUAAAUAUACUAUGUCUUGGUUGCCAUUCAAAUUGCUCCUCUAAGCUUUUGUGUACAAAGAUAAUCUAGAAAAUACAUAGCUAAUGAUAAGUUAUGGUCAAAAUGCAUUCUGGCUCUAGUUAUCACAUCUCUUUAGUGAAAGUUUGCUACUUCACCCACCCUUCUUCCUUUCACCAGGACAUUGCCGAGGCCAAUUUCCGCACAUCAAGCAGCCGACUGUUAGCGGCGGUGAUGUCUGCACUGUGCAACACGUCAGUCAAGCUGACGUCCAUCUUGCCCAUUGCGUACGACGGCGAGGUGCUGCUGCGCUCGCUGGUCAAACAGGUCAGCACGGAGAAUGACUCGGCGCUCGCCCACCGCUUCCCCCUGCUGGUGGCACACAUGGAGAAACUCAGCCACGUGAGUAAACAUCAAAGAUAGCGGAAUUUCGACACAAUGUCUGACCAAUGAGGACCCGUAUUCAAAAAGCGUCUCCCAGUAGGAGUGCUGAUCUAGAUUCAGUUCCCCGGAUCCAUAUAAUCCUAUUCAUUAUGAUCUAAAAAGCUAAAUUGAUCCUAGGUCAGCACUCCUACUCUGAGACUUUUUGUGAAUAUCCCAUAACUAGCACAGGGGUUAGCCGUAUUGCUUUACCUAUUUUACUGUUGGAACACUCACCUAUUAAAAUGUGUUAUCAUUGAAAUGGGCAUGUAACCUCUGUCUCCUGAUUUCCCAUGUUGUGCUUAUCACAUAACAUUUUAUGGAUUCAGUGGAGUUAAAAACAUUUAUUUUUAUUUUUAUAUACAAUCAGAGAAGACACAAUUGCUGACCUUUCUCAUGUUCUUUCACUUUCUUUCUUUUCUCCACUCCCCCUUUCAGACAGAGGAGAACCUGAUGGGGAUGACAAGUUUCAGGGAGGUUCUCGAGAAGAUGCUGGUGAUUGUAGUGCUACCAGUGAGGAAGAGCCUGAGAAAGGAGGUGGAGCUCUUCUCCCCCCACCUGGUCUCCAACACCUGUGGCCUGCUGGCCAGCAUAGUCUCUGAGCUCACCGCCUCUGCACUGGGCUCCGAGGUAAAGAACAAACACAGACACACGAGCCCCCCCCCCCCCCCCACACACACACUCUGAUGGUUUAUGUCUAAAGACACAAGUCAAUGUUUGUGUUGCUUAGGAUUUAAUUGAUUACCAGGUUGUGCCUGUUCAGGGAUUGAACAGGACAUUGAUAUUGACAGCCAUUAAAAGAUCUAGUCCUAUUCCUGUUAAUAGGUUGGCUAGAUUCGUAAUGGAAUCGACCUACCCUAAAUUUAGACCUGACUCCAGUCCAAAUAUAGCGCUCUGUUGGGGUUGAGAGAUGAUGUCAUUCAGUUGAGGUAUCCGCCAUUUACAUUGUAUUCUAUUCCCCCUACUUCAAUCUGAAUGAUUUCUUAGCAAUUCUAAUAUUCAAGGUUAAUAAAAUCAAAUGUUAUCAAAUAUACAUAACAUUUAAAUGUUAUACUACAUACAGUAUCUGCAUCAAUAUAUUUGUUGAAAACGAUUAAAUCAAAAUGGAGAAAGCAAAACAAUUGCAGAAUUACCUUUCUUGUUUACAAGACGCUGAGUCACUUCGGGGAGUGACGUCUCUCACUCUGUCCAUCCACACGUCUGUCCCUCUGUCCUUCCACUUUUCCGUCUGUUUCGCUGUACCCUGCAGCUGCCGGCUGCAUUCUCAACACUCAAUCUCAAUCACCCUGCAGUUUGGCCGUCAUGACAACAGCCCCAGCCGCCACAGUUGUUCUAAAUCCAUUGUUCACAUUGUCAAGGAAACUGCUGUUCUCCGUUUAGGGACCUGGGCCUGGUUGCAUAAAACACCUUAAGUUAAUUUUCCCCUUAUCCUUUCCCUUAAAGUUUCCUUAACUUUAAAUCAGUUGCACAAAACAUUUUAAGGUGAAUUCCACCCUUAAAUUAAGUGAAAAAGUUAAGGGUGCCCUUGAGGUCCCUUAACUGCUUCAUUCAGUAUGGCUAUCAAUGGAAAAGCAUUUGUGGACGUGAAUGUAGCUUUCAUCUGCCCUGGUUACAAAAGGAAAACAUCAACCAGCUAGCUACUUAGCUAAAUAAUGGAAGAUGCACAAUCCAUACCUACUCUGUAAGCUAGCUUGAAGUGCUAGAAUGUAAUAGAAACAAGUUUGGAAAAAAGUAACUACAUGAAAUGUGGUUUAUUAUCGUCUGAAGCAAUUUGGUUAUCCUGUCUUGAUUGUAGAAGUUCUAUUUUUCUAUCUCAAAAAAUAAAUGUUUUCUCUUUGACAAGACGUUUAGUCAUUGCAUCAGGCUGUCUCCAUGGUAACCAGAUACUCUUUCUACUAUAAAUCCCAUUAAGUAUGCCUUUACAUAAGGGAAUAUUUGAGGGGCUCUAUGCAAAUCCCUUAAACAAUUACCUUAGGUAAGGGAAAAUUAUUCCUCAAAUUAAACACUUAAGAUGUUUUAUGCAACCGGGCCCUGGAUAUCCGUGUACCAACCACAGACAGACUAUCUCUGGCCACAUAGGUGUGUCAUAAAUAGCAAGGUAACUAAUACUAACCACACCACGUCGAUCAGGUCAUCCUCGUAGUAGGGAUGGAACAAUUACAUGUAACCGACGGUUAUGGAUUUUUGAGUGUGGAAAGAACAGCUGACUGAAGAUUGGACGGCCGGGCAUUCGUGCGGUUGAGUCCGUUUCUGCUGUAACAUGGACAUGAAACUUUGUUGCUCCAUGCUGAAACACGUAAGGUGUAGUAGCAAACGAGUCUUAGGUUGCCUAGGCAACACCCCUUCCCUGCAGCAGCAGCAAAUGCAUUCAGGAACAGAGGAGAGGAGAAAAUGUGUGUCUUAAAAAAUAAAUAUAUACACCACCGUUCAAAGACCAGAGACUGGUGUUUUGCAGGUACUAUUUAAUGAAGCUGCUGGUUGAGGACCUGUGAGGCGCCUGUUUCUCAAACUAGACACUCUAAUGUAUUUGUCCUCUUGCUCAGUAGUGAACCUGGGCCUCCCACUCCUCUUUCUAUUCUGGUUAGAGCCAGUUUGCGCUGUUCUGUGAAAGGAGUAGUACACAGCGUUGUACGAGAUCUUCAUUUUCUUGGCAAUUUCUCGCAUGGAAUAGCCUUAAUUUCUCAGAACAAGAAUAGACUGACGAGUUUCAGAAGAAAGUUAUUUGUUUCUGGCCAUUUUGAGCUUGUAAUCGAACCCACAAUUGCUGGUGCUCCAGAUACUCAACUAGCCUCAAGAAGGCCAGUUUUAUUGCUUCUUUAAUUAGCACAACAGUUUUCAGCUGUGCUAACAUAAUUGCAAAAUGGUUUUCUAAUGAUCAAUUAGCCUUUUAAAAAGAUGAUAAACCUGGAUUAGCAAACACAACGUGAAGUUGGAACACUGAUGGUUGAUGAUAUUUGGCCUCUGUACGCCUAUGUAGAUAUUCCAUAAAAAAUCUACAAUAGCCAUUUACAACAUUAACAAUGUCUACACUGUAUUUCUGGUCAAUUUGAUGUUAUUUUAAUGGACCAAAAAAUUGCUUUUUCUUUCGAAAACAAGGACAUUUCUAAGUGACCCCUAACUUUUGAACGGUAGUGUAUAUAAUUUUUUCUUUGCUAUUCAAACGGUUAUUAUGGUGACCGCAGUAAUUUGUCUGACCAAUAACUGUCUUCCAAAUUUCCAUAACUGCCACAGCCCUACCUCGUGGUAUUGUAUUUGUUUCUGAAGUAAGUUGGCCGAUGUCAUGGUCAGUGAGGUUGUCAUACAUUGUCUUGUACAAUAACAAUGGAAAGCCCCUGCUGGUGUUUAUUCACCUCAGUACUACCACCUGGUGGAAUUAUAUAGCAACCAGGUAAAUACUUAGUUUUCAUGACAAGGUCAAGAUGUCAUGGGAAAGAGGUAAUAUUUUGGUUGUUGUCCGGUCAGAUUACAACCAGAUAAAUACCUAUUGCUAAAAUGACGUUAACAAAACUUCCUUAAUACAACCACUAUAUGACCUAACCAUGACUAUAUCAAAACAAUAUAAAAUACAUCAUAAUCACUUGUCUCUUCGUCUCUCCCAGGUGGACGGUCUGAACUCGCUUCACUCGGUGAAGUCCACUCCCAACCGCUUCACCAAGACGAGCCAGGGCCGCAGCUGGAACACGGGCAAUGGCUCUCCAGAUGCCAUCUGUCUGACUGUGGACAAGCCCGGCGUGGUGCUGGUUGGCUUCUGCGUCUACGGCGGCGGGGGCAUCCAUGAGUAUGAGUUGGAGGUGCUCGCUGAUGACGUAAGAGUUUUAGAUCUGCCUUUUAUUUUUAUUAACUUUGGAAGCUAUUUUAGAUUUAGUUUUAGUCUAAGUCUUUUGACUAAAAUACUUUUAUGGUCUUAGUCACACUUUUUGCUCACACUCAUUUUAGUCAAUGCAUUUUUUUUUAUACCUUGUUCUAUUUACCUCUAACUUCCAUCAUGUGCACAUUCAGAUAUCAUUGUCCAACUACAAUCCCCAUCUAUAUCUUAGCUGGUAAUAUUGCUAUUGUGGCAGAAUAUAACCAUAGUAACCCAUGAUUAAUCAUAGGCUACAAAGCCGGCUACAGGUUAAACAAUUUACAAAUCAGAUUUUAUUCUGUCAUAACCGUCCGAGGUGGGUAAAUAACAGAGAUUCCCUUGAAAGGGGAUGAAUCUGAGCUUUCCAACAAUCCACAAAUUAUUACUGUACUUCUAAUAUUCAGGAAAUAGUAUUUUCAAUCGGAGAAAACAACUCAUAUUUGCGGACCACAAGAGUGGUAAACAGCAUACAUGGCUUCUGGUGUGAGAGUGGAGACAUUAUUGUUUCUUAGCAGACUUGAGGUUAGGUACCAUUUACCUGGCUGUGGUACAAGUACCAUGGUUUCCUGCGCAUUAGUGAAGAAAGGAUGAGACGAGUGAGCUGGUUUUAGUGACAGCCCGGGUCGGGAGCUGUGUUUGUGUGGCAGUGGCGCAGGGCUCAGCUCAAACAGUCCUGGAAACUAAGAGAUGUUCAUUCUGCCAAUGAGAGGAUUGUAUGAAAUAUUUUGCAAAGGCAUACAUGCUAAUGAUUGGACAAAACAUAUACAGAGCCUUCAGAAAGUAUUCACUCCCCUUGACUUUUUCCACAUUUUGUUGUGUUACAAAGUGGAUUAAAAUUGAUUUAUUUUAAAUUUUUUGUCAACGAUCUACACAAAAUACUCUUUCAAGGUGGAAGAAAAAUUAUAACAUUUGUCAAAACAUUAUGAAAAAUAAAACCUAAAUAUAUCUUGUAUAGUCAAUACAUGUUCGAAUCACCUUUGGCAGCAAUUACAGCUGUGAGUCUUUCUGGGUAAGUCUCUGAGCUUUCCACACCUGGAUUGUGCAACAUUUGCCUGUUAUUCUUUUCAAAAUCCUUCAAGCUUUGUCAAAUUGGUUGUUGAUCAUUGCUAGACAACCAUUUUCAAGUCUUGACAUACAUUUUCAAGCACGUUAAGUCAAAACUGUAACUAGGCCACUCAGGAACAUUCAAUGUCGUCUUGGUAAGCAACUCCAGUGCAGAGUUUGCCUUGUGUUUUAGGUUAUUGUCCUGCUGGAAGGUGUAUUCAUCUCCCAGUGUCUGGUGAAAAGCAGAAUAGACCCAGUUUUCCUCUAGGAUUUUGCCUGUGCUUAGCUCCAUUCCAUUUUUUUAAUCCUGAUAAACUCCCCAGUCCUUAACGAUUACAAGCAUACCCAUAACAUGCAGCUACCACUAUGUUUGAAAAUAUGGUGAUACUGUUGUACUCAGUAAUUUGUUAUGUUGGAUUUGCCCCAAACAUAACACUUUGUAUUCAGGGCAAAAUGUUAAUUGCUUUGCCACAUUUUUUGCAGUAUUACUUUAGUGCCUUGUUGCAAACAGGAUGCAUGUUUUGGAAUAUUUGUAUUCUGUACAGGUUUCCUUCUUUUCACUCUGUCAGUUAGGUUAGUAUUGUGGAGUAACAAUGUUGUUGAUUCAUCCUCAGUUUUCUUCUAUCACUGUCAUUAAACUCUGUAACUGUUUUAAAGUCACCAUUGGCCUCAUUGUGAAAUCCCCGAGCGGUUUCCUUCCUCUCCGGCAACUGAGUUAGGACGGACGCCUGCAUCUUUGAAGUGAAUGGGUGUAUUGAUACACCAUCCAAAGAGUAAUUAAUAACUUCACCAUGCUCAAAGGGAUAUUCAGUGUCUGCUUUUUUAUUUGUUUUACCCAUCUACCAAUAGGUGCCCUUCUUUGCGAGGCAUUGGAAAACCUCUCUGGUCCUUGUGGUUGAAUCUGUGUUUGAAAUUCACUGCUCGACUGAGGGACCUUACAAUUAUCUGUAUGUGUGGGUUACAGAGAUAUGGUAGUUAUUCAAAAAUCAUGUUAAACACCAUUAUUGCACACAGUGAGUCCAUUCAACUUAUGUGACUUGUUAAGCAAAUUUGUACUCCUGAAGUUAUUUAGGGUUGACAUAACAAAGGGGUUGAAUACUUAUUGACUCAAGACAUUUCAGCUUUUAAUUUUUUGUUAAUUUGUAAGCAUUUAGAAAACCAUAAUUCCAUUUUGACAUUAUUGGGUAUAGUGUGGAGAUAUAUAUAUAUAUAUAUAUAUAUAUAUAUAUAUAUAUAUAUAUAUAUAUAUAUAUAUAUAGUUAUAUAUAUAUAGUUAUAUAUAUAUAUAUAUUUAUAUAUAUAGUUAUAUAUAUAUAUAUUUAUAUAUAGUUAUAUAUAGUUAUAUAUAUAUAUAGUUAUAUAGUUAAUUUUUAUAGGUUAUUUAACCUGGAAUUCCCUUGAAAUAAAAAAAAAUGGAGGGAGGCCUUUUUUCUCAUCACUAUACAUUUUUGUCGUUGAUACAUUUAGCUCAGGUAGUCCUCGAGCACAAUCUUAAACAUGCUUUUUAAACUCAGCAAAAAAAGAAACGUCCUCUCACUGUCAACUGCGUUUCUUUUCAGCGAACUUAACAUGUGUAAAUAUUUGUAUGACCAUAACAAGAUUCAACAACUGAGACAUAAACUGAACAAGUUAAGACAUUGAAUAAUGUGUCCCUGAACAAAGGUCAACAUCAAAAGUAACAGUCAGUAUCUUGGUGUGGCCACCAGCUGCAUUAAGUACUGCAGUGCAUCUCCUCCUCAUGGACUGCACCAGAUUUGCCAGUUCUUGCUGUGAGAUGUUACCCCACUCUUCCACCAAGGCACCUGCAAGUUCCCUGACAUUUCUGGGGGGAAUGGCCCUAGCCCUCACCCUCCGAUCCAACAGGUCCCAGACGUGCUCAAUGGGAUUGAGAUCCGGGCUCUUCGCUGGCCAUGGCAGAACACUGACAUUCCUGUCUUGCAGGAAAUCACGCACAGAACGAUCAGUAUGGCUUGUGGCGUUGUCAUGCUGGAGGGUCAUGUCAGGAUGAGCCUGCAGGAAGGGUACCACAUGAGGGAGGAGGAUGUCUUCCCUGUAACGCACAGCGUUGAGAUUGCCUGCAAUGACAACAAGCUCAGUCCGAUGAUGCUGUGGCACACCGCCCCAGACCAUGACAGACGCUCCACGUCCAAAUCGAUCCCGCUCCAGAGUACAGGCCUCGGUGUAACGCUCAUUCCUUCGACGAUAAACGCAAAUCCUACCACCACCCCUGGUGAGACAAAACCGUGACUCGUCAGUGAAGAGCACUUUUUGCUAGUCAUGUCUCGUCAAACGACGGUGGGUUUGUGCCCAUAGGCGACGUUGUUGCCGGUGAUGUCUGGUGAGGACCUGCCUUACAACAGGCUUACAAGCCCUCAGUCCAGCCUCUCUCAGCCUAUUGUGGACAGUCUGAGCAUUGGAGGGAUUGUGCGUUCCUGGUGUAACUCGGGCAGUUGUUGCCAUCCUGUACCUGUCCCGCAGGUGUGAUGUUUGGAUGUACCGAUCCUGUGAAGGUGUUGUUACACGUGGUCUGCCACUGUGAGGACGAUCAGCUGUCCGUCCUGUCUCCCUGUAGCGCUGUCUUAGGCGUCUCACAGUACGGACAUUGCAAUUUAUUGCCCUGGCCACAUCUGCAGUCCUCAUGCCUCCUUGCAGCAUGCCUAAGGCACGUUCACGCAGAUGAGCAGGGACCGUGGGCAUCUUUCUUUUGGUGUUUUUCAGAGUCAGUAGAAAGGCCUCUUUAGUGUCCUAAAUUGUCAUAAUUGUGAACUUAAUUUCCUACCGUCUGUAAGCUGUUAGUGUCUUAACGACCGUUCUACAGGUGCAUGUUCAUUAAUUGUUUAUGGUUCAUUGAACAAGCAUGGGAAACCGUGUUUAAACCCUUUACAAUGAAGGUCUGUGAAGUUAUUUAGAUUUUUACGAAAUAUAUUUGAAAGACAGGGUCCUGAAAAAGGGACCUUUUUCUUUUUUUGCUGAGUUUAUAUAAUCCAGCAGUAACAAGUUAAAUUCAGGGCAGUUUACAACUUUUCAAAGACUUGUGUGUGUAUAUUGGUAUUCAUUGCGAUUCAUUUUCCUAAAGCCACUGACCAUCUCUUUUGGUUCUUGAGUUUAAUCUUUCCCAGGAGUUCUUUCUCACCACUUCUCUCCUUUCUCUCUUUCCCCCUCUUCUUCCUCUCCAGGCCCAGACAGAGCACCCCGGGGACUCGACCCACACCCACAGGUGGACGUCUCUGGAGCUAGUCAAGGGAACCUACAGCACCGAUGACUCCCCCAGCGACAUUGCUGAGAUACGCCUCGACAAGGCCGUGCCACUCAAGGUACACGGGACUAAAAUGAUGUGCCCUAUACAGACAUAUCUAUUCAUCUAUCUAACCAUAUGUAUGCCAGGGUUUCCGUUUAGGAAAUGUUGUAUAAUAUUUUGAUUUGUUUAACACUUUUUUGGUUACUACAUGAUUCAAUAUGUGUUAUUUCAUAGUUUUGAUGUCUUCACUAUUAAACUACAAUGUAGAAAAUAGUGAAAAUAAAGAAAAACCCUGGAAUGAGUAGGUGUGUCCAAACUUUUGACUGGUACUUUUAUAUGAUUCUCUGCUAAACAAACAGACAACAAAUAGACCUAGUAGCGAAGAUUCAGCACCAUGGAUAGCACCGUGGUUAAUUAAAAAGGACAGAACGGCUGCGUCGGGGAAGUUCAGAGGAGGGGGUGUGUGUCUCUGUUAACAACAACUGGUGCGUGAUCUCUAAUAUUAAGGAAGUCUCAAGGUUCUGCUCGCCCGAGUUAGAAUACCUUCAUGAUAAGCUGUAGACCACACUAUUUACCAAGAGAGUUUUCAUCUAUAUUUUUCGUGGCAGUCGAUUUACCAACACAAUCCGAUGCUUGCACUCAGACCACACUCAACGAGCUGUAUAUAAGCAAACAAUAAAAUGCUCACCCAGAGGUGGCGCUCCUAGUGGCCGGUAACUUUAAUGCAGGAAAACUGAAAUCCGUUUUACAUCAUUUCUACCAGCAUUUCAAUUCUGCAACUAGAGGCGAAACAACUCUAGAUCACUUUUACUCCACACACAGUGAUGCAUACAAAGUAUCCCCCACUUUCCAUUUGGCAAAUCUGACCAUAACUCUAUCCUCCUGAUUAAUGCUUACAAGCAAAAACUUAAAACAGGAAGUACCAGUGACGUGCUCAAUACGGAAGUGGUCCGAUGAAGCAGAUGCUAAACUACAGGAUUGUUUCGCUUGCACUGACUGGAAUAUGUUCUGGGAUUCAUCCGAUGGCAUUGAGAAGUUUACCACACCAGUCAUCGGCUUCAUUAAUAAGUGCAUUGACAACGUACAUAUCCCAACCAGAAGCCAUGGAUUACAGGCAAUAUCCACAUUGAGCUAAAGGCUAGAGCUGCUGCUUUCAAUGAGCUACGCCCUCCGACGAACCAUAAAACAGGCAUAGUGUCAAUACAGGACCAAUAUCGAAUCCUACUACACCGGCUCUGACGCUCGUCGGAUGUGGCAGGGCUAGCAAACUAUCACGGAUUACAAAGGGAAACCCAGCUGCGAGCUGUCCAGUGAUGCGAACCUACCAGAUGAGCUGUCCAGUGCGAGCUGCGAGCUGUCCAGUGAUGCGAGCCUACCAGAUGAGCUAUAUACAGUGGGGAGAACAAGUAUUUGAUAACCUGCAGAUUUUGCAGGUUUUCCUACUUUUUAACAUAGGUACACUUCAACUGUGAGAGACGGAAUCUAAAACAAAAAUCCAGAAAAUCACAUUGUAUGAAUUUUAAGUGAUUAAUUUACAUUUUAUUGCAUGACAUAAGUAUUUGAUCACCUACCAACCAGGCUCUCACAGACCUGUUAGUUUUUCUUUAAGAAGCCCUCCUGUUCUCCACUCAUUACCUGUAUUAACUGGACCUGUUUGAACUCGUUACCUGUAUAAAAGACACCUGUCCACACACUCAAUCAAACAGACUCCAACCUCUCCACAAGACCAGAGAGCUGUGUAAGGACAUCAGGUCUAAAAUUGUAGAUCUGCACAAGGCUGGGACGGGCUACAGGACAAUAGACAAGCAGCUUGGUGAGAAGGCAACAACUUUUGGCGCAAUUAUUACAAAAUGGAAGAAGUUCAAGAUGACGGUCAAUCACCCUCGGUCUGGGGCUCCAUGCAAGAUCUCACCUCGUGGGGCAUCAAUGAUCAUGAGGAAGGUGAGGGAUCAGCCCAGAACUACACGGCAGGACCUGGUCAAUGACCUGAAGAGAGCUGGGACCACAGUCUCAAAGAAAACCAUUAGUAACACCCUACGCCGUCAUGGAUUAAAAUCCUGCAGCGCACGCAAGGUCCCCCUGCUCAAGCCAGCGCAUGUCCAGGCCCGUCUGAAGGACUAUCCAGAGGAGGAAUGGGAGAAGGUAAUGUGGUCUGAUGAGACAAAAAUAGAGCUUUUUGGUCUAAACUCCACUCGCCGUGUUUGGAGGAAGAAGGAUGAGUACAACCCCAAGAACACCAUCCCAACCGUGAAGCAUGGAGGUGGAAACAUCAUUCUUUGAGGAUGCUUUUCUGCAAAGGGGACAGGGUGACUGCACCGUAUUGAGGGGAGGAUGGAUGGGGCCAUGUAUCGUGAGAUCUUGGCCAACAACCUCCUUCCCUCAGUAAGAGCAUUGAAGAUGGGUCGUGGCUGGGUCUUCCAGCAUGACAACGACCCGAAACACACAGCCAGGGCAACUAAGGAGUGGCUCCGUAAGAAGCAUCUCAAGGUCCUGGAGUGGCCUAGCCAGUCUCCAGAUCUGAACCCAAUAGAAAAUCUUUGGAGGGAGCUGAAAGUCCGUAUUGCCUAGCGACAGCCCCGAAACCUGAAGGAUCUGGAGAAGGUCUGUAUGGAGGAGUGGGCCAAAAUCCCUGCUGCAGUGUGUGCAAACCUGGUCAAGACCUACAGGAAACGUAUGAUCUCUGUAAUUGCAAACAAAGGUUUCUGUACCAAAUAUUAAGUUCUACUUUUCUGAUGUAUCAAAUACUUGCAAUCAUACAAUGUGAUUUUCUGGAUUUUUGUUUUAGAUUCCGUCUCUCACAGUUGAAGUGUACCUAUAAUACAAAUUACAGACCUCUACAUGCUUUGUAAGUAGGAAAACCUGCAAAAUCGGCAGUGUAUCAAAUACUUGUUCUCCCCACUGUACUUUCUAUGCACUCUUUGAGGCUAGCAACACUGAACAAAUACUUUUCUCUCUGCUACUGCGCAACAAGCAGUACCGAUGCUGGAACAAACAGGACCCUGAACAGCUUCUAUCCCAAAGCUAUAAGACUGCUAAAUAGUUAGUUAAACAGUUAACCAAUAGCUACCCGGAAUAUCUGCGUUGACCCUUUUUUACACUAAUCUCUUUUGACUCAUCACAUACGAUGCUUUUACUGUUUGUCUAUCCCGUUGCCUAAUAAUAAGAAUAAUUUAUUCAACUUAUAUAGCGCUUUUCAAAGAAUCUCAAAGCGCUUCAAAGCACACAAAAAAAGACAAGUAAUUUAGAAAAACAACAUCACAACAUCAUGAGAUGGACAGUCAUUACAAGGUUAAUGGCUUGAGGGAGGUGAUCAAGCGGGGAGAGAAAGUCCGUAGGCAGGAAGCGCGGUCUUAUCAAGGUGUCUAGCUGUCUCUGGCUUUUCUGUAGUAGAACUCAGUCAGAUGAAGUUUGAGCUAAGCCACUGCAGUCCAUAGACUCUGUAGUAGUUCACUACUACCAAAAUGAAGCACCCACAUGGAUGAUCCUACUGCAGGCACGUGGCGCCAGAAAGCACACCACAUUUCAAUAAUAAUUAAAGGGCAGCCUUUGUCUUCCUUUCGUUCCUCAUCACUGCACCCUCUGUCUUCUUGCUUUUGGCAUCUCUCCAUCCUCAACCUCAGGACACUGGUUAGCAUUGGAAUCAAUACAGCUAGCCAGCUAACAUACAAAUUACUUGCCAGCUUCAGGCUUAACGCUGUGGUGGAUUCUGAUUUAUAUUAAUUAGCUAUAUUAAUUGUUCAUUCUUAAAACAAAAAGAUUGUAGUUAAAAAAUGCCAUAAAAAUGAAUUAAUUACAAAAAUAUUACGAAAUGUACAGGAGCUCUCUGCUUAGGCUGCUGCUAGGGCGCCAUGGCAACACUUUAUCCCUACUGAUAAAGGUUUCGUUUUUUCUAUUCAUAUUUCAAGGUAGCACCGAUUGGUGUCACCUAGUUAGUAAGUAUGUGUUACACCUGUGCUGGCUUGUCCGUCUCAUUAGUUGGAAGGUGUUUCACCUGUGCUAGCCCAGAUGAUAUUUAAGAGUGGCUGGCCCAGUGCUCCAGUUGAGCUUGAGAGAUGUUGGGAGAGCUGCUCUUCACGUCAGCUGAGGUGCGAUUUCAGCUCAAUCAUUUAAGUUUGAAAGAAGCCAGAUUUUUGGUGUUUCCCCUGUUUGUUUUGCUCCAUAUUCUUUUUACUCCCUAUGCUAAGUUGUUGUGGGUUUUUCUUUUAGUUUGUCUUUUCGGAGGCAAACCUAGUGGGCAUCCCUGAUGGGUGUCUUUUAGAACCCCUUACUAGUGGCUUUGCCAACUUUCAUUGGGCACCCACAUGAGUUUUGUUUUUGGUUGUCAAAGAGAUUUUCUUGUGAGCGACAUUUUGAGUUGGUCUUGUGGGAACGUAACACUACCUAUAUCUACUGUAAGUGGGGACUAUUGGACUUUAUGUUGAGGAGGCCAAAUAUGGUAGGCUGCUAGCGUUGUGAUGACUGGUCUAAUUAAUGAAUAAAGCCUGAGAGUUGAUUAGUCUGGUUCAUGCAGCUAUUUGCAUGUUACUUUGCAUUAGUGCAGCAUAAACAUUUUAUAUUAUUGGUCCACGGGACCUGUCAUUACUAUUCUCAGGAAAGGGGAAGGAGCUUGGUUGGGAAGUCCCAGGAUACCGGUCACCGGAAUUAAACCCUAGCAUGCAUCCAUCCAUCCUUCUUUAUAACUCAAUGCCACUUAUGAUAUGAAAACCACAUAUGUUGCACAAUCCUGUUUGUCCUCCCCUAUCUCUGUCCUCAUCUGACAGAUUUUUGUAUACAUUCUGCAGGAGGGUGUGAAAUACGCUGUCCGCCUGCGUAACUAUGGUAGCCGAACGGCCAAUGGGGAUGGCGGGAUGACCACGGUUCAGUGUUCCGAUGGCAUGGCCUUCACAUUCAGCACCUGUAGCCUGAGCAGCAACGGGACCAACCAGACCAGAGGACAGAUACCACAGAUACUGUACUACAGGUACACACACACCCACAGACACACACACACACACACACACACACACACACACACACACACACACACACACACACACACACACACUUCCAUUACAUGAGUGACAUAUCCAGGCUGCCACACACCCCUAAGACAAUUUAAAGCCUCAAGUUGAGAUUCAUGUAAUUUCCAAUGCUAACAACCAUUGCUGGUGCUAACACAUGGGCGUGUGUGUCUUUGCCCGUAGGAGUGAGUAUGACGGGGAUCUGCAGUCCCAGCUGCUGAGCAAAGCCAAUGAGGAGGACAAGAACUGCAGCAGAGCUCUCUCAGUGGUCAGUGCAGUGGUCAGAGCUGCCAAAGACCUCCUUCACAGGGCGUUCGCUGUGGAUGGUAAGAACUGGGAGCUCUCUGUGAACAAGGCAAAACCUGUCAACCUUAUUUUCAUAAUAAGUGACCUAUGACAGGAAGGACAUCGAACUAUAGCCUAUUGGCAAAUUGUACACAAGCAGGUGUUUUCUCCAUCUCCUUAGCUAUCAUACUCUAAUUCCACUGAUUUCAAAACUCGGUCCUCCAGAAAGUGGAGAGCAACACUUAUGCAGUUCUACUACGUGAUACAUUAAAGAAAAAGCUGAGUUAGACAGGAUAACCUACACAUACUGCCCAGCUUAAAUAGACAGAAGCACGCUAUAUGGCAGACCAAUCAUCUCUUGGCAUGUCCAGCCCACUCAUUAUCUCAGCCAAUCAUAGCUAACAGGAAGGUUGCUGUCUUUUUCUGUGGCUAAACCAACUAGGCUCGUAAUUUAACCAUUGUAUUCGUAUUUACAGAUGGCAUACCUGUCUGCCAGUAAGGCACAUGAAAGUUCACAUGUUCCAGAAGGCAUUUCUGCCAAAAAAAGUUUACGUUUAAAUGGCUCUCCUGUGAAGUAGUGACCCGUGACAUACGCCUAGUUUCCUGAAACGAGUCACAUGAACUGUAACUCAAGUCAAAUUGUUGAAAUUGUCGCAUGUUAAUUUAUAUUUUUGUUCAGUGUAUAUAUACCUACAGGGGCUCUAAAAUUCCAAAUCAAAUAGCAAAAUGAUCUAUGGUAUGACCAUCUUAAAACAAUUCCAUAUGUUAGCUUAGUAGACCCCCCCCCCCCCCCCCCCCCCCCCCAUUGUGCAAUGACUAGGCUUGUAAGAACAGAUGUUUCUCUCCAUGCAGCAAACAGCUGUUUGAUCUGCGUGCUCUCGCUGCCCGUGCGGUGCACGUGUGAUAAAUAAGAUACAGCGAACUAACAAAAAUACAUGUGCCAAUUUAAUUCCACUACAUUAUUCAAAUUAACCUAUAAUCCGAUAAUAAAUGUAUUUUGGCAGCUAACCGACUAAUGGUUAACCAUUAACAUCCCUAGUUAGUAAUACGUACCAUGGCCCUAUCGCUGCUGGUUUCCUAUUAAGUCUACUCAAGCCCAGCUCAGUGAAUCCCUACCAUUGUGUCGCUGAGUUGCCAUAAUGCUUCAGAAAAUGUACAUUAUCCCAGGGGCAUUGGAAGACACAAUGUAAGUAACCUAAUUGAUGUCCCUCUAACUGCUUGAAUGCCUCUGCUGAUCCUACAGCUAUUGUAUGCAGUAAUCAUGUGCCUAUGAAUGAAAGUUAUACUGUUAGCACUGAUGUGUGCCCUAGUAGGAAGUCCACUGUGUGCACUACUGCACUAACAUAAAUAACACGAGCAUGUCUACUUCUGCUAAGCUUCCCAGGAAAGCAAUGAAAACAAUCAAGCAUCCCAGAAAAGUGUUAAAAAUAGCCCACGUUAACAUAUGUAGCUUAAGAAACAAGGUUCAUUAAAUCAAUAAUUUGCUAGUAACAGAUGACAUUCAUAUUCUGCCUAUCUCUGAAACUCACUUAAUACAUUUGAUACAGUGGUAGAAAUAUAUGGUUAUAACAUCUACAGAAAUGACAGAAAUGCUAAAGGUGUUACCAUUUAUAUUCAGAACCACAUUCUGUAAAGCUUAGAGAGGAUCUCAUGUUAAAUACAGUUGAAGUAAUAUGGCUACAGGUUCAUCUGCCUCACCUAAAGCCCAUUUUGGUGGGUAGCAGCUAUAGGCUAACAGUCAGUAUCUGGAUAACUUGUGUGAAAUGCUUGAUAAUGUAUGUGAUAUCAACAGAGGUAUAUUUUCUGGGUGAUUUAAAUAUUGACUGGCUUUCGUCAAGCUGCCCACUCAAGAAAAAGCUUCAAACUGUAACUAGUGCCUGCAACCUGGUUCAGGUUAUCAGUCAACCUACCAGGGUAGUUGCAUACUGCACAGGAAUGAAAUCCUCAACAUGUAUUGAUCACAUCUUUACUAAUGCUGCAGAAAUGUGCUUUAAAGCAGUAUCCAAAUCCAUAGGAUGUAGUGAUCACAAUAUAGUAGCCAGACCUAGUGAUUCCUAUGUUGUUGAUGUAAAUAAUAUUUGUUGGUCUGUGGUGUCAUGAGUAGCAACCAGACGCUGCACUUGACACUCCAGUUACUAAUAAGCUUGCACCCAUUAAGAAAAUGACUAUAAAAAUGGUUAAAUCCCCGUGGAUUGAUGAGUAAUUGAAAACAUUUAUGGUUGAGAGGGAUGCGGCAAAAGGAAUGGCAAAUAAUUCUGUCUGCACAACCGAUUGGCAAACGUAUUGCAAAUUGAGAAGUCAUGUGACUAAACUGAAUAAAAAGGAGAAACUAUACUAUGAAACAAAGAUAAAUGAUAUAAAGAAUGAUAGUGGUCCUCUGUAGCUCAGCUGGUAGAGCACGGCGCUUGUAACGCCAAGGUAGUGGGUUCGAUCCCCGGGACCACCCAUACACAAAAAUGUAUGCACGCAUGACUGUAAGUCGCUUUGGAUAAAAGUGUCUGCUAAAUGGCAUAUUAUUAUUAUUAUAGUAAAAAGCUUUGGAGCGCCUUAAAUGAAAUUUUGGGCAAAAAGGCAAACUCGGCUCCAUCAUUCUUUGCAUCAGGUGGCUCAUUCAUCAUGAUUUUUCAUUGGCAAGAUUAGCAAACUUGGGCAUGAAAUGUCAGCAACAAACGCUGAUACUACACAUCCAAGUAUAACUGAUCAAAUUAUGAAAGACAAGCAUUGUAAUUUUGAAUUCCGUAAAGUGAGUGUGGAAGAAGUGAAAAAAUUGUCUGUCAACAAUGACAAGCCACUGGGGUCUGACAACUUGGAUGGAAAAUCACUCAGGAUAAUAGCAGACGAUAUUGCCACUCCUAUUUGUCAUAUAUUCAAUCUAAGCCUUCUAGAAAGUGUGUGCCCUCAGGCCUGGAGGGAAGCAAAAGUCAUUCUGCUACCCAAGAUUAGUAAAGCCCCCUUUACUGGCUCAAAUAGACGACCAAUCCACUUGUUACCAACCCAUAGUAAACUUUUUUAUAUUUUUAUGUUGUGUUUGACCAGAUACAAUGCUAUUUUACUGUAAACAAAUUGACAGCAGACUUGCAGCACGCUUGUAGGGAAGGACAUUCAACAAGCAUGGCAUUUAUACAAUUGACUGAUGAUUGGCUGAGAGAAAGUGAUGAUAAAAAGAUUGUGGGAGCUGUUUUGUUAGACCUCAGUGCGGCUUUUGACAUUAUCAAUCAUAGUCUGCUGAUGGAAAAAUGUAUGUGUUAUGGCUUUACACCCCCUGCUAUAUUGUGGAUAAAGAGUUACCUGUCUAACAUAACACAGAGGGUGUUCUUUAAUGGAAGUCUCUCCAACAUAAUCCAUGUAGAAUCAGGAAUUCCCCAGGGCAGCUGUCUAGGCCCCUUACUUGUUCAAUUUUUACUAAUGACAUGCCACUGGCCUUGAGUAAAGCCAGUGUGUCUAUGUAUGCGGAAGACGCAACACUAUAUACGUCAGCUACUAACCGAGUGAAAUCACUGCAACACUCCCAGUCUACCUCACUUCAUUUCUGUCCUGUAGAUCUAGUGAUUAUCAGACACACUCCCAAAGUAUGCUGCUUUGAUGUUCCCCAUGUCUCCUUUGAAUUGGGCAAACCUGCUUUUAGUUAAAGUGUUCUUCAUUCCUGGAAUGACAUUCCAAGAUAUAUUAGAGUUGGAUGUCCUGGUUUCAUUAGGUCACUUUAAGACUUUAAUACAGGACAUUCAUUGUGGACUGCACUUGUAAAAUCUAAUAAUUUCUGCUAUGUAUGUAAUUUUAUCUGUUUGAACUGUUUGGAUUGUUGAUUGUUGUAACACAUGGCACCAUUGAAAAAGAGACCCUGGUCUCAACUGGGAUUCCCUGUAUAAAUAAUGGUUAAAACAUUUAAAAAAGAAAACCAGCCCUAUAUGUCUGUGUAAUUCAAACCUGUGCUCUUGUCUGCAGCGGAGGACAUCCCUGAGCUGCUGAGCUCUUCCAGUCUGUUCUCCAUGCUGCUCCCCCUCAUCCUGGCCUACAUCGGCCCUGUGGCUACCUCAGUACCCAAGGUGAGAUGUGGUUAAAUGUUGUCUGUGAAAUAGGUUAUACUUUUUUUUACUGCUGUAUCUAGUCAAAGGUCCCCAAGGUGAGAGUAAGGAUUUUUUUUUUCUAGAUUAACUACAUUGAUCCAGCCUAACACUCUUUUUGAAGCUACAGCUUCAGGCCUGGAGGGAAGCUAAAGUCAUUCCGCUACCUAAGAAUAGCAAAGCACCCUUUACUGGCUCAAACAGCCGACUAAUCAGCCUCCUAUCAACCCUUAGUAAACUUUUGGAAAAUAUGGUUUGACCAGAUACAAUGCUAUUUCACAGUAAACAAAUUAACAACUGACUUUCAGUAUGCUUAUUGGGAGGGGCACUCAACAUGUACAGCACUUACACAAAUGACUGAUGAUUGGCUGAAAUAAACUGUUUUGUUAGAGUUCAGUGCAGCUGUUGACAUUAUUGAUCAUAAUCUGCUGCUGGAAAAUGUAUGUGUUAUGGCUUUACAUACCCUGCUAUAUCGUGGAUUGAGAGUUACCUGUAUCAGGACACAGAGGGUGUUCUUUAAUGGAAGCAUCUCCCAACGUAAUCCAGGUAGUGUCAGGCAUUCACCAGGGCAGUUGUCUAGGCCCCUUUACUAAUGAACUGGCACUGAGUAAAGCCUGUGUAGCUACGUCAGCUACCACAGCAAGUGAAAUCACUGUAAAACUUAACAAAGAGCUGCAGUCAGUUUUAGAAUGGAUAAGCUAGUACCAAAUAUUUUUUAAAAAACUGAAAGCAUCGUAUUUGGGACAAACUACACCCUAAACCUCAACUGACUCUUGUAAUAAAUAAUUUGUAAGUUGCGGAGACUAAACUGCUUGGUGUAACUCUGGAUUGUAAACUGUCAUGGUCAAAACAUAUUGAUGCAAUGGUAGCUAAUUUGGGGAGAAGUCUGACCAUAAUAAAGUGCUGCUCUGCUUUCUUGACAAGGCUAUCAACAAAACAAGUCCUACAUGCCCAAGUUUUGUCGCACCUGGACUACUGUCCAGUCAUAUGGUCAAGUGCCACAAAGAGGGACAUACACUACCGGUCAAAGGUUUUAGAACACCUAUUCAUUCAAGGGUUUUUCUUUAUUUGUGCUAUUUUCUACAUUGUUUAAUAAUAGUGAAGACAUCAAAACUUUGAAAUAACACACAUGGAAUCAUGUAGUAACCAAAAAAGUGUUAAAUAAAUGAAAAUAUAUGUUAUAUUUGAGAUUCUUCAAAUAGCCACCCUUUGCCUUGAUGACAGCUUUGCACACUCUUGGCAUUCUCUCAACCAGCUUCACCUGGAAUGCUUUUCCAACAGUCUUGAAGGAGUUCCCACAUAUGUUGAGCCCUUGUUGGCUGCUUUUCGUUUACUCUGCGGUCCGACUUAUCCCAAACCAUCUCAAUUUGGUUGAGGUCGGGGGAUUGUGGAGGCCAGGUCUUCUGAUGCAGAACUCCAUCACUCUCCUUCUUUGUCAAAUAGCCCUUAACAGCCUUGAGGUGUGUGUUGGGUCAUUGUCCUGUUGAAAGACAAAUAAUAGUCCCACUAAGCCCAAACCAGAUGGGAUGGCGUAUCACUGCAGGAUGCUGUGGUAGCCAUGCUGGUUAAGUGUGCCUUGAAUUCUAAAUAAAUCACAGACAGUGUCACCAGCAAAGCCACCCCCACACUAUAAGACCACCUCAUCCAUGCUUUACAGUGGGAAAUACACAUGCGGAGAUCAUCCGUUCACCUACACCGCGUCUCACAACACAUUUCCACCGGUCUAAUGUCCAUUGCUUGUGUUUCUUGGCCCAAGCAAGUCUCUUCUUCUUAUUGGUGUCCUUUAGUAGUGGUUUCGUUGCAGUAAUUCGACCCAUGAAGGCCUGAUUCACACAGUCUUCUCUGAACAGUUGAUGUUGAGAUGUGUCAGUUACUUGAACUCUGUGAAGCAUUUAUUUGGGAUGCAAUUUCUGAGGCUGGUAACUCUAAUGAACUUAUCCUCUGCAGCAUAGGUAACUCUGGGUCUUCCAUUCCUGUGGCUCAUGAGAGCCAGUUUCGUCAUAGCACUUGAUGGUUUUUGCGACUGCACUCGUUUCUCUUUGCUUAUUUGAGCUGUUCUUGCCAUAAUAUGGACUUGGUAUUUUACCAAAUAGGGCUAUCUUCUUGUCACAACACUACUGAUUGGCUCAAACGCAUUAAGAAGGAAAGAAAUUCCACACAUUAACUUUUAAGGCACACCAGUUAAUUGAAAUGCAUUCCUGGUGUCUGUCUCAUGAAGCUGGUUGAGAGAAUGCCAAGAGUGUGCAAAGCUGUCAUCAAGGCAAAGCGUGGCUACUUUGAAGAAUCUCAAAUCUCAAAUAUAUGAUUCCGUUUGUGUCAUUUCAUAGUUUUGAUGUCUUCACUAUUAUUCUACAAUGUAGAAAAUAGUACAAAUAAAGAAAAAUCCUUGAAUGAGUAGGUGUUCUGAAACCUUCGACCGGUACUGUAGGAAAAAUACAGUUGGCCCAGAACAGAGCACCACGGCUGGCCCUUAAAUGUACACCGAGAGCUAACAUCAAUUACAUGCAUGUCAAUCUCUCCUGGCUCAAAGUAGAGGAGAGAUUGACUACAUCACUACUUGUCUUUGUGAGAGGGAUUGACAUGUUGGGAGUACCGAGCUGUCUGUUCAAUUGACUAGCGCACAGCUCAGACACCCAUGCAUACCCCACAAGACAUGCCACCAGGGGUUUCUUCCCGGUCCCCAAGUCCAGAACAGACUCCGGGAAACGGCCAGUACUACACAGAGUUAUGACUACAUGGAACUCUAUUCCACAUCAAAUAACUCAUGCAAACCUGAACAUUUAAUUGAAAAAACACAAAACUACACCUUAAGGAACAAUGUGGACUGUGUGUGAAGAGAUGCAAAGUGGCUUGCGAAACUAUUCACCCCCCUUGGCAUUUUUCCUAUUUUGUUGCCUUACACCCUGAAAUUAAAAUAUAUUUUUUGGGGCUUUGUAUCAUUUGAUUUACACAACAUGCAUACCACUUUGAAGAUGCAAAAUAUGUGUUAUUGUGAAACAAACAAGAAAUAAGACAAAAAAACAGAACCUGAGCGUGCAUAACUAUUCACACCCCCCAAAGUCAAUACUUUGUAGAGCCACCUUUUGCAGCGAUUACAGCUGCAAGUCUCUUGCUCUCUAUAAGCUUGGCACAUCUAGCCACUGGGAUUUUUGCCAAUUCUUCAAUGCAAAACUGCUCCAGCUCCUUCAAGUUGGAUGGGUUCCGUUGGUGUACAGCAAUCUUUAAGUCAUACCACAGAUUCUCAAUUGGAUUGAGGUCUGGGCUUUGACUAGGCCAUUCCAAGACAUUUCCCCUUAAACCACUCGAGUGUUGCUUUAGCAGUAUGCUUAGGGUCAUUGUCCUGCUGGAUGGUGAACCUCUGUCCCAGUCUCAAAUCUCUAGAAGACUGAAACAGGUUUCCCUCAAGAAAUUCCCUGUAUUUAGCGCCGUCCAUCAUUCCUUCAAUUCUGACCAUUUUCCCAGUCCCUGCCGAUGAAAAACAUCCCCACAGCAUGAUGCACCACACCAUGCUUCACUGUGGAGAUGGUGUUCUCGGGGUGAUGAGAGGUGUUGGGUUUGCGCCAGACAUAGCGUUUUCCUUGAUGGCCAAAAAGCUCAAUUUUAGUCUCAUCUGACCAGAGUACCUUCUUCCAUAUGUUUGGGAAGUCUCCCACAUGCUUUUUGGCGAACACCAAACGUGUUUGCUUAUUUUUUUCUUGAAGCAAUGGCUUUUUUCUGGCCACUCUUCCGUAAAGCCCAGCUCUGUGGAGUGUACGGCUUAAAGUGGUUCUAUGAACAGAUACUCCAAUCUCCGCUGUGGAGCUUUGCAACUCCUUCAGGGUUACCUUUGGUCUCUUUGUUGCCUCUCUGAUUAAUGCCCUCCUUGCCUGGUCUGUGAGUUUUGGUGGGCGGCCCUCUCUUGGCAGGUUUGUUGUGGUGCCAUAUUUUUUCCAGUUUUUAAUAAUGGAUUUAAUGGUGCUCCGUGGGAUGUUCAAAGUUUCGGAUUUUUAAAAAUAAGCCAACCCUGAUCUGUACUUCUCCACAACUUUGUCCCUGACCUGUUUGGAGAGCUCCUUGGUCUUCAUGGUGCCGUUUGCUUGGUGGUGCCCCUUGCUUAGUGGUGUUGCAGACUCUGGGGCCUUUCUGUGUAUGCCACCUGCAUACACACACAAACCAGACAGCCCACACACACAGCAUUCUCACACUCACACAUCACCCCCACCAAUACACACACACACACACAGCCAAACACAGACAUCUCAGCAUCCCCAAACACACACUCACACACUACACACACCACACUACACACACACACACACACACACACACACACACACACACACACACACACACAUCCUAACACAGACACACACUUCUCAAUAAGUCUGAACAGUAACACAGAAGGCUACACUAUUAGUCUAAUAACAUAGCUUACUUCUAAGGUAGGCCUACACCUGAGUUGGGUUACAUUGUAAUGUUAUGUUUGGUGUUGAUAAGUUACUGUAGUGAUGGGAGGGUAAACUACCCCGUUUCCGAGUGAGCUGCCUGCUAGCCACCUGCACAGAAAGAUAGAUGGGACACAUUUUCAAUUCACUGGUAUGUAGCUAUGUUUUUAUCAAUUGUAGGGCAGAAGCCACUGAAUUCUGGUAGUUUACACCGCAAAGCAGCACUGCCUCUCACCCAGAGCGUUACCUCAGCAAAUGGCAUCAAGCUAACAAACACUCCCUCACACUAGCUAGCAUCUCGUCAUAAAAACGGGUGGCGCCAUGUUUGUUUGGACCAAUCCCUGACAACCCAUACACCAGAAUGUAGCUACAAAGUAGUACUUUGUAAGCUGCUAUGCUUUUGUCUCUGAAAAGAUCAAUGACAGAAGCAAAGGAAAAAAAGUUUGACCUUAUAAUUUAUUCAAAGGACAUCUGUUGACUAUAAAACACCAUCAGGACUUUCCCAUACUUGUUGGCAAUAAAAUGUCACAUCGAGCUUACUAAAAUGGAGUGAGGAACACACCGAUUUCGCGGGUUUCAUAAAAAAGGCUGUCCUGCAGAAUUGAAUGUUCUAAGCACGGCACUUACUUUACAUUUGGGCUCAUAUCAUGUAAAUAUCAUAAUGUACAGUAUGUGAUUUUUAGACAUGGUUAAAAAAACUUCCACUUUCAUGUUUUCAAAUGAUUUAUUAUGUAUUUUGACGACCACAUGGUUGACAUUUAAUGAAAAUCUCACAUAACGUCCAUUGUUUGUUACGUCACCUAACACCCUACCUAUGUGUUUAGAUGUAAAUGUGAUUAAAGACCAUACACGCAAUACACAGAGGGUCAUCGUCCUGCUUUCAGACAUCAACAUCAUCUAAGUCUACCUUUUAAGUGAAAGAACCAUUGUGAUUCAUUUAAUGUUUUUUCCUCAUUCCUCAUCAGGCUGCAGUGGAAGUCUUUGGUCUGGUCCAGGAGUUACUUCCUGCUGCCUCUGCUCUGAACCAGAAGUAUUCCCCACCGGCUUUCAACCCCAACCAAUCAACAGACAGCACCACGGGCAACCUGCCUGAGCAGGGCCUAUCAGCUUGCACCACCUCCAGUCACUAUGCUGUGAUAGAGAGCGACCACCCUUACAAGCAGGCCGGAGUCGCGCAGUAUAAG
Molecule: messenger RNA, 32791 nt
Organism: Coregonus sp. 'balchen'
Lineage: Eukaryota; Metazoa; Chordata; Actinopteri; Salmoniformes; Salmonidae
Source: the annotation of a GenBank genome assembly